Trichobilharzia szidati is the source of this 1223-nucleotide messenger RNA. The record is from the annotation of a GenBank genome assembly. NCBI's taxonomy places the organism in Eukaryota, Metazoa, Platyhelminthes, Trematoda, Strigeidida, Schistosomatidae.
GUGGAAUCACAUUUAGACUGAGAAUGGACUAUGAUCCUUCAAUAUGUAAAAAUACGUCAAUAAUCAUUACAGAAAUCGAAAUAUAUAUGUAUAAAUGAGAAAAUACGUGAAAAUAUUCUUGAACGCAUUAAAUUUCGAAGCUCGGAGGUACAAGAACUCAUUGAAAAAUGUCUUCCGUUUAUGAUUUGUAUGACAAUUCCACAUAUAAGAACGAAAGGCUACAGCGAACUCCUUUACGUUUCUAUAUUUGGAUCCUAAUAGAUACGCUUAUUAUGGUAAUGGUGACAGCUGGUGUUGUCCUCUUAUUUACCUUCGUGUAAGAAUACAUAAAAUUUUCCGAUGAAAUAUUCUCUUGGUUGUAGGAACGUGAUUGGUGAAUUCUUCAAAACGAAUUUCUGGAUAAAAUUUACCAUUUUAGGAGUCGGUUUCCUUGUGUUCCUGAUAUUCUUCUUCGUGGAAAAAAUUCGAUCGCGACGAGUUGGUGUCUAUGUCAUGUUUUCAAUUGUGAUCGCAACGUUGUCUGUGGUAUUGGCUGAUAUUUUGUCACCUGUUGGACUGAAAGCUGGACUCAUAUCUCUGGCCUGUAUACUUGUGGUGGAAAUUCCAAUAGUUGUGACGGCUUUGCUCUUGCCUCGAAUGAAUGAGAAGGGGUUGGUAGUGUUUAACUCUGUGGCAUGGACUUCUGCGAUUGUGGGAGUCAUUUUGAUCAUUUUCUCUGUGUUCUUCGAACAACAAAUAAUUUUAGCUCUGGCAGUAGCUUUCUGUAUAUUAUUCAUACUCUUCUUAUUGUUCACUUGUGUCAAUAAUUAUGACUUGAUCGCUUGGUGGAUGGAUUUCAUCGCAGUAGAAUUCACCACAGCUUUCAUCAUCUGGCUUUGUACGAUCAGCAUGUACGGCAUUCUCGAAAGUACUUUAGCAAAGUUCUUCAAAGAAACAAAUAACACGGAUAUUUAGUGAAAUGCUUCUCCCGGUUUAUUUUUUCUGGUAGACAGUUAAAUAUGACUAUGUCACUCUUUAGUCGUCUUCAGAUUUAUUCUCAUUUUUGUGAUUUCUUUCUCCCUAUGAUGACGAUAUGAUAAUCAUUGGUCCUCUUUCUCAUAUGAAGUUUGUCAUUACUUGGACAGACACUGACACUGUGUUCAGUGUUCUGCUAUAAGAAAAACAAACAAAAUAUACCUGUAAACAUCAACACCAUCAAAUGUACAUGUACAAAUAUAUCACUG